AUGGCGAUAGUGGAAGAUGAAGGAGAGGAGGAGGAGGAGACUGAACAAGAUCUGAUUAACACCAGAGAAAGACCAGACUCAAAGGAACCAGAGCCAGAGACGUCCAAACCAGCAAUUCGACACCACUGCUCCGACUGCGGGAAGAGUUUUACCCAAUUAGGGAAACUAAAAAUACAUGCGAGAAUACACAUAGGAAAGAAGCCUCAUCACUGCUCUCACUGUGGAAAGACUUUUACCGAGUUAGGGAGCCUGAAAAUACAUAAGAGAAUACACACAGGAGAGAAGCCUUACCACUGCUCCAUGUGUGGAAAGAGUUUUGCCCAGUCAGGGAGCCUAAAAAUACAUGCGCGAAUACACACAGGAGAGAAGCCUUACCACUGCUCCGUGUGUGGAAAGACUUUUAUUGAGUUAAGCAACAUGAAAAGGCAUGAAAGGACACACAAUGCUGAGAAGCCUCAUCACUGCUCUCACUGCGGAAAGACUUUUACCAAGUUAGGGAGUCUGAAAAUACAUAAGAGAAUACACACAGGAGAGAAGCCUUACCACUGCUCCAUGUGUGGAAAGAGUUUUACACAGAUAAGCUACCUGAAAAAACACGAGCGUACACACACAGGAGAUACACCUUUCCACUGCUCCCUGUGUGGAAAGAGCUUUACACAGUCAGGGAGUAUAAAAAUGCAUAACAGAAUACACACAGGUGAGAAGCCUCAUCAAUGCUCUCAGUGCGGAAAGAGUUUUACCAAGUUAGGGAACCUGAAAAGGCAUGAGAGAAUACACACAGGGGAGAAGCUUUACCAAUGCUCCCUGUGUGGAAAGAGUUUUACCUCAUUAAGGCAAUUGAAAAAGCAUGAAAGAAUCCACACCAUAGAGAAACUUUAGCAAUGCUCCUAGUGUGAAAUAAUAUUUAUUUACUCAGUUUGGUCACCUAAAAGACCAUGAGGUAAUACAUACAGUGAAGAUACCUUACCACUGUUCCAGUGUGGAAAGGAAUAUAUCACAUGAAAUUAUACUUAAAGUUCAUGAGACAACACAAAUACUUCUACCACACGUCUCAUAUUUCUUACUGCAAAAUUGUGCUUUUGUUUAUGCCACAUAAAAUCAAGUUGUAUAAAAUGGACCAAAAAAAUACAUCCAUGUUUUUUAUUUCAAAACAAUAACUGAAUAUGAAGUAGGCUGUCAGCUUGAAUUUAUCCGAGUAAAGAACAUCACGCUGCUUGCUUAGCGAGUACUACUUUCCCCUGAUUAGCCACAUACCUGGCUCGAACUCAGGACCUCUGCAUUACAAACACACGUGACCGUCCUCGCUCAAUCGUCUCUACCCGUCGCGCCACUCAAAAGCUAGCAAUUGAGCGGUGCAAACAUGGACACUUAUGACUGAGGAGUGAGUUUCACACAUCUCGAUGUGCUACAUUCACUCCUCAAACUUACAACAGCGACCCCCAGCAUUGAGCUGAGGGCAACUGUAGAUCCGAGUCACUAGGCAUCACUGUAAAGGACUUCACUUUGCUUACUCACGCUUUGAACACACCGACUGUGUCAUUGCGUUUUGGUACACCAGAAGUACAUUCAUUUCCAAUGGAACGCUGCGUUUGCCUUGCAGCAUUGUGUUGGAGAGGCAGUUGCAGUGCGUUCUGUGUGGUGCGUAUGUUGGAUUUAUCGGAAGUAUGCGUCCAACUGAAUGCGUAAACGGGUUGACAGAAAUGGUAGCAGAAGGUGAAUGUUGAACUUUUGUUGCACACAUAUCUAGAUGAUGCUGCAUACUGUUUUGCGCAAAAAUACACAGUCGGUGUGUUUAAAGCCUUAAGGUUGCUACAAGCUUCACGAAGACUAAAGAUUCGGAGCGUAGCGCAGUGUUGCAGUGUCGUUUGUUCUUCACAAAAGAGGCAGUUUCUUGUAAUAUGUUCCCGGCAUUCGAGGUACUUCCUGAAAAUUGAGACGUGCCACAUCGUUAAUUCCUUGCCCUUUCUCUGUGAUAUGAUGACAUUCUAUUUUUAAAGCUACAAUAUGUAACUUUUUGGGCGACCUGACCAAAUUCACACCGAAAUGUGAAUUAUAGCUCUUUCAUUCCAGUUGAAAGCAAGUCUUAAGAAGCUGUAGAUUGUUCUAUGUGUGCAAUUUCUAUGCUUCCCGUUUUGCAGUUUCAUUUUUGCAUCUUUUACUUUUGGUUUUGUACACCAGC
Messenger RNA from Coregonus clupeaformis (lake whitefish), 2179 nucleotides. RefSeq names its product zinc finger protein 239-like. Gene Ontology annotation, biological process: regulation of transcription by RNA polymerase II. The coding region runs from base 1 to 879 and encodes 292 amino acids. The transcript is spliced from 3 exons. Gene Ontology annotation, molecular function: DNA-binding transcription factor activity; RNA polymerase II cis-regulatory region sequence-specific DNA binding. NCBI's taxonomy places the organism in Eukaryota, Metazoa, Chordata, Actinopteri, Salmoniformes, Salmonidae. The record is from RefSeq and is a predicted model, not a curated record.